AUGGCUUCCAAGACCUGGUUUGAUGGCCUUAAGAGGUCCUUCGCCGAUGUUCCCGUUGGCGCAGACAACUCCAUUUCUACCACCGAGUUCCUCGAAGCCUCCGAAUCCCUCACUACUUUGUUCGAUGUGCUCGGCUCCGUGGCUUUCACUCCCGUCAAGAACGACCUACUUGGAAAUGUCAAGAAACUCAGAGACCGGCAGCUGGCUGCCCCUGCUGAGUCUGAGACUGUUCAGUCUCUUUCAGUGAACGAACUGAAGACCAAGAAGCACACCGCCUCUGAAGGUCUACUCUGGCUUGUUAGGGGCCUUGACUUCACUGCCCAAGCCCUCCGCCGCCACGUCGACAAGACCGGUGAGGAGCUUGCCAGCUCCUUCCGUGAAGCCUACGGUGUUACCCUCAGCAAGCACCACAAUUUCAUUGUGAAAAAGGUCUUCAGUGUGGCCGUAGGUGCUGCUCCUAAUAACAAGAACUUCUACAAGUCCCUCGCCUCUAGUACCGACGAUGUCUCCGCCGAGACCGAAGCGAAGAUCCAAGAGCAGUUGACCCGCGAGGUGAAGGCUCUGGAGAAAAUCGUUUCCAUUCUUCAGAAGUUCCAGGAGCAGCCCGAUGCCAAGUGGUAA
This is a messenger RNA of Aspergillus oryzae RIB40, 621 nucleotides long. Its product is annotated as GLTP domain-containing protein. Gene Ontology annotation, molecular function: ceramide 1-phosphate transfer activity; ceramide 1-phosphate binding. NCBI's taxonomy places the organism in Eukaryota, Fungi, Ascomycota, Eurotiomycetes, Eurotiales, Aspergillaceae. The transcript has 4 exons. Gene Ontology annotation, cellular component: cytosol; membrane; cytoplasm. The record is from RefSeq and is a predicted model, not a curated record. Gene Ontology annotation, biological process: intermembrane lipid transfer; ceramide transport. The coding region runs from base 1 to 621 and encodes 206 amino acids.